This is a messenger RNA of Astyanax mexicanus (Mexican tetra), 1276 nucleotides long. It is a transcript of the gene myf5, whose product is annotated as myogenic factor 5. The transcript is spliced from 3 exons. NCBI's taxonomy places the organism in Eukaryota, Metazoa, Chordata, Actinopteri, Characiformes, Acestrorhamphidae. Gene Ontology annotation, molecular function: DNA-binding transcription factor activity, RNA polymerase II-specific; protein dimerization activity; RNA polymerase II cis-regulatory region sequence-specific DNA binding. Gene Ontology annotation, biological process: muscle organ development; regulation of transcription by RNA polymerase II; positive regulation of myoblast differentiation. Bases 149 to 862 code for a protein of 237 amino acids. The record is from RefSeq and is a predicted model, not a curated record.
AGUGGCAGCAGCCACUACACAUCACUCUGAGGCUGCCAGCUGCCAGCUACCACAGCCACGUCUCGUUUCCUCCCAUCAGCCCGAGUUUCACCACCUUCACUCACCCACCGGUCUUCAGUCCAGACACUUACCAGCCCAAAGCCAAAGCAUGGAGAUGUUCUGUCCGACCCAAGCCUUCUGCACCUCCUCCCCCGAGGACCUGGACUUCGGGCCCUCAGGAGAACUCACCGGGUCAGAGGAGGACGAGCACAUCCGGGCCCCUGACGGCCUCCACCAGCCCGGCCACUGCCUCCAGUGGGCCUGCAAGGCCUGCAAGCGCAAAGCCAGCACUGUGGACCGGCGGAGGGCCGCCACCAUGCGGGAGCGGCGCCGGCUCAAGAAGGUCAACCACGCCUUUGAAGCGCUACGAAGAUGCACCUCGGCCAACCCCAGCCAGCGGCUGCCCAAGGUGGAGAUCCUGAGGAACGCCAUCCAGUACAUCGAAAGCCUGCAGGAUCUGCUGAGGGAACAGGUGGAGGAAUACUACAGCCUGCCCACAGAGAGCAGCUCCGAACCUGCAAGCCCAUCAUCAUCCACCUGCUCAGACAGCAUGACAGACUGCAGCAGUCCCGCUUGGUCUCAGAUGACAUUAACCCCCAGCAGCUCCUACAGCUACAACCUCCAGACUGUUAGCGGAGUGGACAGGGCUGUGGGAGCAUCCAGUCUGCAGUGCUUGUCCAGUAUUGUGGACAGGCUGUCCUCGGUGGACGCUGGGAUUACUGUGGGGAGGAGGAACAUGGAGGCUCUGUCACCGGCACACAGCGACUCCCAGUCCAGCACUCCGGACAGUCCCGGCAACCGGCCCAUCUAUCACAUCCUGUGAGGAGGGGGGCACUCCGGACCUCCAGGACACUUGGUCACAUGAUCCGAACAACCAGCAUGCUAAUCAAGCUAAAUCUCAGCUUCCAUGUUAUGUACACAUUUUCUGUACCGGCUUUUCACCGACAGAUCCUUUCUGUGUCAUUACCUUUUAUGUUCCAGUGAUAUUUUAUAUUAAUUAAGUAUUCAAACAAUAACAUGAACUUUGUUCUGUGCUGGUGGUAACUCCUGUACUUCCUUUUUAUUGUAAAUAUGAUUUGUAAAUACUGUAUGUAUUUUAAAUUGCCAUUACUGUACGCAGUUAAUGCCGUUGUAUUGUAUUUAAAUGCUUUCUUAUGUCAAGUAUGAGUAGUCAACUUAUUGUAUUUAAUAAUCAACUUAAAUAAUGAAUAAAUAAAUAAAUGAUUUUUUUUUUAAA